AUGGGUCGUCUUCACAGCAACGGAAAGGGCAUAUCAGCCUCCGCCAUCCCAUACUCCCGAACCCCUCCAGCAUGGCUCAAGACCACCCCAGAGCAAGUUGUUGACCAGAUCUGCAAGCUCGCUAAGAAGGGCGCAACUCCAUCGCAAAUUGGUGUUGUCCUCAGAGAUUCUCACGGUAUCGCUCAGGUCAAGGUUGUUACUGGUAACAAGAUUCUUAGAAUCCUCAAGUCCAACGGUCUCGCACCAGAGAUUCCAGAGGAUCUUUACAUGUUGAUCAAGAAGGCCGUUGCUGUCCGCAAGCAUCUCGAGCGCAACCGAAAGGACAAAGACUCCAAGUUCCGUCUUAUUCUCAUCGAGUCCAGAAUCCACCGUCUCUCCCGUUACUACAAGACCGUCGGUGUUCUCCCACCAACCUGGAGAUACGAGUCCGCCACUGCCUCCACCAUGGUUUCAUAG
Messenger RNA from Glarea lozoyensis ATCC 20868, 456 nucleotides. Its product is annotated as S15/NS1 RNA-binding protein. Gene Ontology annotation, molecular function: structural constituent of ribosome; small ribosomal subunit rRNA binding. Bases 1 to 456 code for a protein of 151 amino acids. The record is from RefSeq and is a predicted model, not a curated record. Lineage: Eukaryota; Fungi; Ascomycota; Leotiomycetes; Helotiales; Helotiaceae. Gene Ontology annotation, cellular component: cytosolic small ribosomal subunit; nucleolus; ribosome. Gene Ontology annotation, biological process: translation. The transcript has 4 exons.